AUGAGCAGACCGAGCCGGGAGCGGCCGGCGGCGCUGGCGCAGGCCCGCGUCUACCUGGAGCAGCUGCGGGGCCGCGUGUCCCCGGGGGGCCCCGAGGCGCCGGGCGCCGGGCGGCGGGACUACCUGGUGGAGGCGGCGCGGCAGCUGCGCCUGGCGCUGGAGCGCGACGUGAGCGAGGACUACGAGGAGGCCUUCAACCACUACCAGAACGGCGUGGACGUGCUGCUGCGCGGCGUCCAGGUUGACCCCAAUAAGGAGCGGCGCGAGGCUGUGAAGCGGAAGAUAACGCAGUACCUGAAGCGUGCGGAGGAGAUCUUCAACUGCCACCUCCAGCGGACUCUGGGGAAUGGCAGCCCCACAGAUGUGGGUUACAGCAGCCUUCGCUUCCGGCCGAUCAGGACGCUAAGUUCAGCAGUGGAAAACCUGAAACGGUGUAAGGUUGUGGGAGUGAUUGAUAAGGUGCAGAUAGUCCAGGAUCCAGUCACUGGUGGGACCUUUAUACUUAAGAGCCUCCCCAAAUCCCAUGUUGAGACUCGUGAGCGGCAGACCAUCAUUCCUCAUGGAGUCCCCUUCAUGGUCAAACUGCUUUGCUACUACGUGAGUGAGGACUCCAUCUUCCUUCACCUGGAGCAUGUGCAGGGGGAGAUGCUGUGGUCUCACCUCCGCUCCAAGUAUUGUGUCCAGCAGGGCUCCUCUGAUGGCUCUGGUUCUCUGCAUUCAAAGCACAUUCCAAUCCUGAGGGACCGAGGCAGAGAGGAGGCAGUGGGAAGCUUCCGUGGGAACAGUCGAGAAUGCAGUUUCUCUGCUCGGACAGACAGCGGCCCCCAGGGCUCUGCAAACCACCGCCUGUUGGGAAGCGCUGACCCCUCUCCCCCUCAGGAGGAGUCCCCUGACAGCCCAGACCCUGGACCCGGGAGUCACUGUCAGCUUCUCUUGGCUCCUGCCAGCAGCAUGAAGGCUGCAGCUGGAGGGCAGCGUUCAAGCAUGAUGCAUUCUCUGCCACGCAUCACGAAUCACGUUACAGCAGCAUCAACCAAAGGCUCCAGCCACCUCAACAACCAGGGCCUGGUCCUGCAGCCCCAGGACUUCCUAACCAGCAGCAAGAGCGUGGGCAAUGUAUCACGGAGAGCAGCCUCCUGGCAGGAUCCCAGGCUACUUGCUGGUGAAAGACUUCCCCAGAUGCCUGCCCACAUGCCAAAGACCAUGAUGGGGGCCCAUCCAGGAAAGGGGGAGCCUCAGUCUCGUCAGGUGUCUGAAGGCCCCUGGGCUCAGCCCCUUCUGGCUUCCUCAGGACAGAAGCAGCUUUGUGCAGGAAUUGCCAUGCACGGUUCUGGCAGGCCCUCUGGGCCUGACCCUGGGAUGCAGGAGCCCCUGUGGGGAGCAACCAUGACCAGUGGCCCACUUGGAGAGGAGCCAGUAUCUGAACUGUGCAGGUCUCUGGCUCCCUGUAGGCAUAACCACAGAGCCUGGGCUGUGAAGGAGGAGCAGGUCCGGCUGUGGGCAGCAGAAAUUCUCUUGGCCUUAGAGGGACUUCACCAACAGGGUGUAUUGUGCCGGGACCUCAACCCCAGGAACCUGCUGCUUGAUACAGCUGGUCAUGUCCGUCUUACUUUCUUCAGCCAGUGGGCAGAGGUGGAGCCACAGUGUUGCAGCCAGGCUCUGGAGGAGCUCUACAGUGCCCCAGAAGUGGGGAGCAUUUCUGAGCUGACUGAAGCUGCUGACUGCUGGAGCUUUGGGUCUCUGUUGUAUGAGCUGCUGACAGGAGUGCCCCUGUCCCAAAACCACCCUUCAGGGAUUCAAGCUCACACCCAGCUGCACCUGCCAGAGGGACUCAGUGUGGCAGCUGCAUCGCUGCUCACUGAGCUGCUGCAGUAUAGGCCUAAGCGGCGUUUGGGCUCAGGAGGAGGUGGAAUUGCGAAGCUCAAGUCCCACUCCUUCUUCAGCACCGUCCAGUGGAACAAGCUGGUCGGCUAGGCAGGCUGGAGCGGAGCAGGGCCAGGGCUUCUGUGACCCUUCCUGGGGAGAGCUGGGUGUGGGGCAGCUGCUCCCUGGAACUUGUGAACCCACGUGGCAGUGGCAGCUUUGCCUG
Molecule: messenger RNA, 2089 nt
Organism: Rhea pennata
Lineage: Eukaryota; Metazoa; Chordata; Aves; Rheiformes; Rheidae
Gene: RPS6KL1
Product: ribosomal protein S6 kinase like 1
Exons: 10
Coding region: 1-1974 (657 amino acids)
Biological process (GO): protein phosphorylation
Molecular function (GO): ATP binding; protein kinase activity
Source: RefSeq, a predicted model, not a curated record